AUGGAGGAGGAAGAGAACAACAAGCUGGCCUUCCUGGAUGUCCUCGUAUGCCGCAAGGAUUGUGGUGGACUAAAGACCAAAGUGUUCAGGAAAACGACAAAUACGAUGCAAGUACUGAACUUCAACAGCAACCACCCAAUCAGACACAAACGAAGUUGUGUAAGGACGCUCUAUCGGCGCGUCGAAACGCACUGCAGUGAGCCGGAAGACAAAAUUGCUGAACUACAAUACCUCCGACGGGUAUUCAAAGCCAAUGGCUACCCGCGCAACUUUGUCAACCGGUGCAUACGCAAAAUGGACGAAAGGCCUAACCGCAGGGACACCAAAGUUUGGCGAGCGCUUCCAUAUGUCAAGAACGUUUCGGAAGCUGUUGGCCGUCUUCUCACACCACUUGGGGUUGGAAUUGCACACAGGCCGGAGGCAACCACCAGGCGUCAAUUGAUGAAACCGAAAGACCCACUGCCACGGCAAGAAACUUCUGGAGUCGUUUAUCGGAUUUGGUGCAGUUACGGACAAAGCAACUACGUCGGAGAAACCGGAAGACGGCUCCGAACGCGAAUGGCCGAACACGCUGCAGCAGUGCGGAGAAAUGACGCCAGCUCUCAAGUUGCGGCUCGUUCGACGGGUUCUGGCCACACAUUCAAAUUUGACGAGGCCGAAAUUCUCGCAAGAGUUGACAACCGCGUGAGCCGGGAGCUGCUUGAGUCAUGGUUCACUGGCCCCCAGUCUAUUAACAAGUGCAAUGAUCUUCCCAUUCAAUACAGCGUGCUGAGACUUCGUCUAGGCGGAGUAAUUGGCCACGCGGGGAGCGCCCUGAUGAACACUCUUCCCAACACCCGGGUCAGCGUGUCAGAUGGUCGAGCAAUCAUCACACCAACAUCCAACGCACGUGAUGAAAUUGCAGCAAUUAACGACGCGAAUAUCGACCAUCACGCCACGUGCAACGAUCCCCGAUGA
Spirometra erinaceieuropaei is the source of this 957-nucleotide messenger RNA. NCBI's taxonomy places the organism in Eukaryota, Metazoa, Platyhelminthes, Cestoda, Diphyllobothriidea, Diphyllobothriidae. The record is from the annotation of a GenBank genome assembly.